AAUGGCAAAUCCACAAGAGGAACCUAAAUACACAAAGCUUUUCAUUAACAAUGAAUUUGUUGAUGCCAAAUCGGGCAAAACAUUCCCAACUGUAGAACCUGCCACUGGUAAGGUUAUUGCUCAAGUUGCUGAGGGCGAUAAGGCCGAUGUUGAUUUGGCUGUAGAAGCUGCCAAGAAAGCAUUCCACAGAAAUUCACCAUGGCGCAAAAUGAGUCCUUUGCAACGUACCGAAUUGAUGCUCAAACUCUGCGAUCUGAUGGAACGCGACAAGAUUUUCCUGGCUAACAUUGAAACUCGUGAUAAUGGCAAGACUUAUGCUGAUGCCCUAUUUGAUGUGGAGACUGCCAUUGUCACAUUGAAAUAUUAUGCUGGCUGGACUGACAAAUUUUUUGGCGAUACCAUUCCUGCUGGUGAAUUGGUUUCCAUGACCCGCAAAGAACCCAUUGGUGUUGUUGGACAAAUUAUUCCCUGGAAUUAUCCAAUUUUAAUGUUGUCCUGGAAAUGGGGUCCGGCAUUGGCUGCUGGUUGUACCAUUGUCAUGAAACCUGCCGAACAAACUCCAUUGUCUGCCCUACAUAUGGCUGCUUUGGCCAAGGAGGCUGGUUUCCCAGCAGGUGUUAUUAACAUCAUUAACGGCUUUGGUCCUACCGCCGGUGCUGCCAUUUCUGAACAUCCUGACAUAAAGAAGGUGGCAUUUACUGGUUCCGUUGAGGUUGGUCGCAUUAUUAUGGCAGCUGCUGCUAAAUCGAAUCUUAAGCGCGUAUCAUUGGAAUUGGGCGGUAAAAGUCCAUUGGUGGUAUUCGAUGAUGCCGACCUUGAUUUGGCUGUAGACAUUACCAGUGAAGCUAUUUUCACAAAUCAUGGUCAAUGUUGCUGUGCCGGUAGCCGCACCUAUGUUCAUGAGAAGAUCUACGAUGCAUUUGUUGCAAAGGCCGUAGCCAAGGCUAAGACUCGUAAAGUAGGCAAUCCAUUCGAUAAGGAUGUUGUCCAAGGACCACAAAUUGAUGAGGAAAUGAUGACCAAAGUCUUGGGUUACAUUGAAAGUGGCAAAUCCCAAGGUGCCAAACUGCAAUGUGGUGGCAAACGUAUCGGAGAUGUUGGCUACUUUAUUGAACCAACAGUAUUUUCAGAUGUUACUGAUGACAUGAAAAUUGCCCAAGAAGAAAUCUUUGGUCCCGUUCAGUCCAUCAUCAAAUUCAGCAACAUCGAGGAAAUGAUCGAUCGUGCCAAUAAUACCAAUUAUGGCCUGGCUGCUGGUGUCAUUACUAAUGACAUCAACAAGGCUCUGCAUUUCGCCAACAAUGUUGAUGCCGGCUCCGUAUGGAUCAAUUGCUACGAUGCUGUUUUGCCACAAACCCCAUUCGGCGGUUUCAAACAAUCCGGCAUUGGUCGUGAAUUGGGAAAGGAUGGUUUGGACAAUUAUUUGGAAACUAAGACAAUUACCAUGAAAUUGUUGUAAGAUGG
Messenger RNA from Musca vetustissima, 1464 nucleotides. RefSeq names its product aldehyde dehydrogenase X, mitochondrial-like. The coding region runs from base 2 to 1459 and encodes 485 amino acids. NCBI's taxonomy places the organism in Eukaryota, Metazoa, Arthropoda, Insecta, Diptera, Muscidae. The transcript has 6 exons. Gene Ontology annotation, molecular function: aldehyde dehydrogenase (NAD+) activity. The record is from RefSeq and is a predicted model, not a curated record.